Molecule: messenger RNA, 3552 nt
Organism: Monosiga brevicollis MX1
Lineage: Eukaryota; Choanoflagellata; Craspedida; Salpingoecidae
Exons: 8
Coding region: 1-3456 (1151 amino acids)
Source: RefSeq, a predicted model, not a curated record
AUGUUCAAGCUUGCGCCCCUCAAAAGCUUGCGACAAGUGGCUGUGCCAAAUGACUGGUUCAGCGAGGAAAACUUGAGAUUCUUGCUUCAUGCUCCACAACCAUGUGCUUGGGUUGUCAAAAGCUCGGCCUCUAGCUCUGGCACAACUGGCUUCCUGAUCAGCGUUCCCACUCCAACCUUGCUGGAGUACUUCAAGACGAAGCCCCAGCUCAAAUCAUUAGGAGAAGCCACGGCCUGGCAAGACCUCGAGCCACCUUCCGGGGAUGUCACCAACGCAUUUGCUCGGUGGUGUGCCUUACGCUUGAUAAAUCAUGGCAUUCCCGUUCGUGGAGCUACUGUCCUGUUGCAACCCACGUCGCGCCACAACGACAACGACAACGGCAACGGCAACGACAACGACAACGACAACGACAACGACAACAGCUUUGGAUGCACAGAACGAGAGUUGAUGCACUUUGGCGUUGAAGCAGCCGUGUUGCCCGAGACCGACAACAGUGUCCGGGGCACAUCUUGGCUGGUUCUGCGCUUUACCCCCGUCGAGCCCGACUGCAUGUUGGUACCUCAUCGGUUGAGCCCCCACCAAAUGCAGUAUCCUCGCAGCAUGCUGGAGUUGGCACAGCUGUACUCGCGUGCCAUGCGGCCGCCGUCCCCUGAUGCAUCUCCAAUCACACCAGCGGAAGGCAUCACGCCCCGAGACGUGUCAGCGAGCACCUUUUUACACAGACUACCUCGUAAAGCUGAGCUAGUAGCCUUCUCAGCAAGUACAACCGAUGGUGACGGAGACGGCACUCUCACUGCCACAUCUGAUUUGGUCAAAAAACUACGGCGACACCCUCGCGUCGACGUGCUUCAACAACUGCACAGAUCAGCGCAGCAAGGCUCGCUCGAACCAGCCUACAAAGCCCCAAAGUAUCUUAGCCAGAAACGCGCUAAGCUGCCCAACCAUGGUGGAAAGAGUUCGAUGGGGCCGCGAACUUCACCCAAACCCAUGACCAAGACUGCAGCGCUCCGCGCCAAGGGUCGUUUAGCAGCAUCCCCCAUGGACUUUUCAGGCCACCGUAACUCAACAACCAACGAUAGCCAUCCGGCUACCCCUGCAGUACCCAACACGCUGACGCCAGGGUCGGAGCCAUUGGCACAUGAUUCCACUUUGGCCAAGCCAUUGUCGGUCACCUCAGGCGCGUCGGAUUCGCUCACCCCUGUACCAGGCCCACAAGCGUUUGUACCGCCACAACCUGCGCCCCCGCUGACCACACAAGCAUCUGCAGACCAGGGCAUGUCAUCUUUCCACCAGUCCAUCCGUGCAGGCACGAUGGACUCGGCCCCUCCCGUUGUGGACACAACGGAGGCAUCUCCCUACAACCCGCAUGCCUGCUUGGAUGGCACCGGUGCCGGUAUCGAGGACGGACUCGGUGGUCCGCGUGCCAAGAGCGCGGAUGCAUGUGCCCUCAACUUUGCUACAUCCUUGAUCCAGCACCCAGCCCUGUUUGGCCCCAUGCACGAUCAUGGCAGAGUGUCCGCUGAUGCUCUCUCUGACACUCACUCGGUUGACCCCCUUAUUCCCUCUUGUUAUCGCGCAGACCCUUCCUAUAUUCCGGCCUCGCACUUGAGCCGGGUGGUUCAUGCCAGCUAUAUCGCUCGGCAAGCCAGCUUGCUCCCCACCAACGCAGUGCCAACAGGAAUGGCAGCAACCGCGGCAAGCAAAAGUACCGCGUGUGAUAAUCUCAAGCCGUCCCCUGUUGCGUGGCGACUCAGCAGGGGAUAUGCAUUGUGUGCCAAGCCUGUUUCGCGGCGUGCGCGUCACCUUGCCAAACGGUCGCAGCAACAAAGCCAGUUGGCCGUGCAGGCACCGCGCGUGAAGGUUGAAGCAGUUGAGCUGGACCGAAUCUCAGGCGUCCACAGCCACUCUGGAAUGCAGCGUUUGAUUGAUCCUUUCUUUCUCGAAUUGUACCCUCCUCGCCCACCCCCAACCAUCGCCAACGUAUCCUCACGCGUCUGGCGCCAAACUCAGCGCAUGGCCAUGCAUGGGGCUCAGAAGGCGCUGGCGCCACUUGAGAGCGUGGACAGCGCUGUCUUUGAGGGCACCUCCGUGCAGCCCUUGGAUGAUCCUGACGUUGUGACCAAGCACCCCAUUUUCGACCAUAUCCAAGUCUCUGCCUCCGCCUUACCCUUGCUGGGUCGGAUGGGGUGCCACCCCAUCGCCCCUCCCUGCAACCUACGAUCCUUGGUGGUAGUUGACGCGCACAUGGAAAGCCUGGCCACACAGCAGCUCAUGGAGACGCUUUCAAAUGCCGCAGGGCAGUACAAGCAGGGUGGUCAUGGCUCAUGGGAGCUCUUGGACGACGCCAUCUUGACCCUCUCUCCCGAGGCCAGCCAAGACCCAAGCGACGCUGUGACCGAGCUUCGUGCUCGCGUUCAGGCCGAGGUGGCUUCUUGGGAUAAUGUGGACCCUGACACCUUCCAUCUCCUGAUCAUCUCCUGUGUGCCACACUUAAACCUGGGUCAAGCCCUGCAGGGGACAGCUGCGCCUGUCAUGCCACAAAACCUGCAUCUUGUACCCCAGCCCUUCUUGUUGAAGCCUCGCUAUCAGCGCGGCGUACUGCGCAUGAGUGAGCUGGAGACGCUUUGUCAGGAGCUGUACGCCACGCUGGGACGACGCUCAGGCACUUCUAACGGUGCCAUGACGACUGUCAUCAGCAAUCGCCAAUUCUCUUUGGCUUCACUCAUGAAUGAUCGCACCGAGUUGUGUGCCGUGGACGGACGACUCAAGUUUUUGCCUCGCUUGCGCGUGCUGCACGUGGCCAUUGAUAUCAGACCCAACGAGGACGGGUGUGUUUGUGUGUACACAGACGCCAAGGCAACUUUUACAGAGCAUGUCAAGCUUGGGGCCGGCCACCGAACUCCAGAGGCCAUCGCCCAUGACGUCAUUGCGCGCUGCGGCCAUGUGGUGCAGCUGAGCCGACUCCACUGGCACAUUGUAGCAGUUGUGACGGCACGAAGCCAGCACCUUGCUCCUGCUCUGCGUGCUGCAUUUCACCUGGAACAGUGGCAGGACGAGAACCAUUCCAUUUUGAGUUUGACAUGUUUGGUGCAAGAUCCACAUGGCAGCCUGUGUCAUCCGGACACUCGUGCAGAGGCACAUUCAAGAGUUUUGCCCUGCUUGCCAUCAGAGCAGCUUCCUGCCGGCAUUGGUAUAGAGACUGGCGUUGGAGACGAGCGAGUUCUGGUCUUGGCGCGUUUGGGUGUGCAAAUGCGCUAUCGCUUGCUCUUUUGCAAGCGGGCAGAAGGAAACGGUGCGCAGGCACGGCACUCCCCCAUGGACGACGAUGAGUCAACUAUGCUCCACUUUGUGGCUCAACAAUUCUACAACCUCGGCGCAUUAACCACCGCCCCUGGCUCAAGCACCGCGUCUGGCGCUCUGGUGCCCUUUCACCUGUUUGAGGCUUCGAGCAUCUAACCGUCGUGUCUGCGUGCCCCCAUUCUUUUCUUGUCCAUGCCCAGGUCGUGACGGUCGAGCUAGAAUGUUUCACAAACAAAUUGAAUUCAGAACUAC